This is a messenger RNA of Racocetra fulgida, 3323 nucleotides long. NCBI's taxonomy places the organism in Eukaryota, Fungi, Glomeromycota, Glomeromycetes, Diversisporales, Gigasporaceae. The record is from the annotation of a GenBank genome assembly.
AUGAAAGACCUACCACCAGCAAAAAAAAAUAAAAAGCCCUCAGGAACGGGAAAAUGGUUAGGUUCAUUGCUAAUCCUGCUUUUUCUCAUUAUCGGUGUGGUUCUACUCAUGGAAGGUUUUUCCGAUCCUGACCAAAAGACUUUUGAAUUAUGCAAGAAAGAGAGUGGAACCUUGGAAAUUGAAGGCUUGAGCCAAGACGAAGCCGAAUAUGCUGUCCAUCCCUGGGGAGACAAAGGUCACUAUCGCCUUUAUGGAGAGGGAAAAAAUUUUUUCAAAAGGCUAGUCGGCAAGCAAGCCAUUUAUGAUGCCUUUUGUAAAUUAGAGCCACGCGAGGUAAGAGACAAAGAAAUCGAUUUUGUCGGAUUCACCAGCCCAAAAAAGGUCAAAAUUCCCAUCAUUGAGUCUCUUACCAAACUUAAUUUUUUUGCGGAAAAAAAGCCAUGGCUUACUUUUGAGAAUGCAAUCAAAUUGAUAACUACUCUGGCCUCUCUUUUAGUAGCGUUUUACAUUUUUGAUAUGAUUUUUGGCACCAAUAUCCUUGGGGCAAUUGCCUAUCCUUUUCGCAAUUGGGGAAGAGGAACCGGAGAAACAGAUGUUCCGAAAAUUGGUUACAAAGAUGUAGGAGGUUAUGAUGAAGUAAAAGAGGAACUGGGUGAAAUAGCCGAAUACGGAGUCAAGGUUCCUACAAGCACAAUAUUAUAUGGUCCGCCCGGCAACGGCAAGACCUUAGUGGUUAGAGCCACUGCUGGCGAGUGUAAAAAACCUUUUCUCUUUCGCUCGGGUUCCGAAUUUGAGGAGUCAGUGGUAGGACUGGGUGCCAGGAGGAUGCGAGACCUUUUUCGCCGAGCCCGUGAACUGGCUAAAUUAUAUGGAUUUUGUUUUGUUUUCAUUGAUGAAAUUGACGCAAUUGGUCGUAAAAGAUACUCAGGCCAUUCUGGGCACGCUGAACAGACUCUAAAUCAAUUACUAACUGAGUUGGAUGGAUUUCGUCCUCGCAAUAAUGUUAUUGUUCUAGCAGCCACCAACUCCUUACAUGUUUUAGAUAGUGCUCUAUUGAGACCAGGCCGAUUCGACCGCAAGAUUUAUGUCCCUUCUCCCAAUUUAAAAAGCCGACGAGAAAUUAUUAAACUUUGUGCUCGCAAACUGCUACUAAAACCUAAUGUCGAUUUGGAAGAGAUUGCGUCUUUGACUAAGGGUCUAAGCGGAGCACAAAUUACCAGUAUGUUUAAUGAGGCUUCUAUUUUAAGCAUCCGCAGCGGCCAAAAAUACAUUGACUAUGAAAUGAUUUUUGAAGCCUUUGACCGAGUAUUAAUGGGACCUUCUUGGACCAGCCAGACUCUAACUCCGGACAAAAAAAAAAUAGUGGCUUAUCAUGAAGCCGGUCAUGCAAUUAUUGGUCUAAGUUUGCCGGAAACAAUUGUCAAAAAAAUUACUAUUAUUCCACGUUUGUCAGCCGGCGGCUACACUUGGGUUGAUUUGUAUGGGGAAAAAGGUGACGAUUACCUUAUUAACAAAAGCCAAAUGCUAGCCCAAGUGAUGUCUUUUUUGGGUGGACGAGCCAGCGAAGAGUUAAUUUUUGGCUUGGAAUAUAUCACCAUCGGUGCUUAUAGCGAUUUUAAGCAAGCCGCUAGCAUUAUUCGAGACCUAAUUCUGCGUUAUGGAAUGUCGGAUUUAGGGAUUGUUCCAACCCAAGAAACUUUUUUUUCUAGUGAAGAGAUACCGCCAGAAUUGCCCGAAGUUGCCAAGCAAAAAAUCGAGCAGGAGCGAGAAAAAAUAAUGAACCAAUACUUAUUAGCAGAGGCGCUUUUAGCCAAAAAUUCUCUCCAAAAAGAUGAUAUUAAUUAUAUCUUUGUCAACCAACCAAUUAUGAUGAAAAAUAGACCAGGAUAUUUUAUGCGAAGUAUCAAAAAUAAAUUAGAGUAUUUUGCCGAUAAGACCAAAAAAAAAUCUGGUGUUUUGCCUGAAACACCAAGUGUUGCCGUAGGCCAAAAACAGUUUUUUGCCAGAGACCAAAAGAUUAAAAAAAAAUUCAAAACCCACCCAAUAAAUAAUGAUUCGUCCGACCAAGGCACAUAUAAUGUUUGGCAGAAGUAUAAUGAUUUUAUUCGUCGCCUUUACUUAGAAAAGCCACUUAAAAGACCUACUGGCAAACAGGUGACUCUCAAAUACUUGAGCAAGUUAACCAUUGUCUUUUUUGGAGCUUUAUUUACUACUCUUACCUUUUAUUUUUUGAUUGAUCCGAAUGGUCUUUAUAACAGCGGGUUAAAUGGUUUAUUACAAGCCGCUUCUAAACUAAUAGUUGGCCGUGGCAAUGCUAAAUUAGAAAUAAUUAGCACCUCGAUUUUUUAUGUUUUGUCCCAAAUUGCUUGGACGCAAAUAUUUGGUAUUCUCAAAUUACGUGAAUAUGUUUUCAAUCGGUUUAACCCUAGCAGUUGGCAAGGUCUGAGCGCCAAUAGCCAAUUAUCUUUUACCCUACCCUAUUACAUAGUUAUCGCCAUCGUGGCAGCGAUUAUUCACACCUAUGGAUAUAGCCUAAUUUUCCAAGCCCAGGCGACCCCCGGCGGCCUGGAGAUUUUUACUUCUCAUUUUUCUUCUCGCAAAGGCAAAAAGAAAGUUUCAAUUAGCACUUUGAUGAAAAUUUUCGGAUUGGCUAUCAUUUUUUUUGUUACUCUCGUUAAUUUCUUCAUGAUUGAGGACGACUCCAAAAUGAGAGAAAGCCUGCUCCAAAAAGAGUUUGAAGAGCAAAAGGAAAAACUUGAGGGAAAUGAGAGAGAAAUGAAAUACGCUAAGCAAUUAGAAAAACAGGAAAACCCAGACCUGAAAGAAAUUUUCGCUAUUCGAGAGAAAUACCGCCCCCUUACCUCCCUUCUUAAAAGUAAAACCGGCUUUCAAGAGUUAGAAAAUUAUCCCCAAGAAAUCCGAUAUUAUUUAGCCUGUCCCGAAGAAAAGAAAAAAAUAUUACAAGCCGAAAGGGACAAAAUUGAGAGAAAAAUAAAUAGCGCGAGCGACAAAAAAUUAGUCCGAAAAUUACGGAGAAAAAAUGAUUUAGAAACCCGAAUUAAAGAGUUAGACAAAGAGGAAGAAAGAAGCGUGGUUCAUAAAUAUUUAACAACCAUGGUAUAUAUUUUUCUUUCCUCGUUCUUGAUUAGCCAAAUUUUCCCUCGCGACCAAAUCAUCCUCUUGCGUCUCCAUUCCUUAACCGAAGAAAAUCGCAACAAAGGCUUGAAAUUGUUGAAAAAAUUUUCUCCGGUUUACUACACCGUUUAUCGCCGAAAAGGCCUCAAAGAGGAAGUUAUUCAUGUAGUCAAUUGCCGCUUAAGCAA